GUACGAGGAACUGAAGAUGUUGGCUGGAGGCCUGAAGGCUGAGGCCGACGGGAUGGCCUCCGAGGCAGACGAGGCUUAUCAGGGCAGCCUGGUGCUCCUCAGCUCCCUGUCCCGCCUGACGAAGAUCGACAUCGGGUCCUUUGAGGGGGAGGCGACCCGGCUGAAGCAGGACGCCAGUGCUUUCCUGAGCCUGGUGGACACCUACAUGGCACAGCACAGGCAGCUGCGGAGCCGCGCGGGGCGCUGGGAGGAAGAAAUCAAGCAGCUGCUGCGAAGGGGAGAGGGCGAGAGAGCGACGCUGACACAGCUGCUGUCCCGAGCCAACCUCGCCAGGAGCACAGCCCUGCAAGCCGUGAGUGCUGGCAACGCCACCUUCUACGAGGUGGAACAGAUCCUGAAGAGCCUCCGGGAGUUUAACCUGCAAGCAGAUGACAAGAGAAGGGAAGCUGAAGACGCCAUGAGGAGACUACCAAUUAUCAGCAGCAUGGUCUCAAGUGCCAGGGAGAAGACGGACCGAGCCAAAGCGAUCCUGGGCAGCGCCGCUUCCGAAUCCAAGGCGGCCAGCAGCGCGGCAGGGGAAGCAAAGAAGAUCACCAUGGGGAUCCAGCAGUGGAUCCUGCAGAUACCAGAGUUGGCUGUAGAUGAGUGGGUGUGUGUGGAUCUCUGCAGGCACGUUCGUCCCGAGAUUACGCGGCUGAAGGUGGAAGCCAACAAGACCGCCGAUGGUGUCCUCGCCCUGGAGAAGGCAGUGGCCGCCCUGCAGCGUGAGGCCAAGGAAGUGGAUGGUGAAUUUGAGAGGAAGCUCUCGGAGGUUGAGGCGGAUGCUGCUGUGAUACAGGAGACAGCUCAGGAAGCUCAGAGGGUCCACGCCAAGGCUGGCCAGGCAGGGGUGAUCGUGCAGGAGACGUUGAGUGCCCUGGAAGAGCUGCUGCGUCUGAUGAACCAGCCUGGUGCUGUGGAUGAGGACGGCCUGAAGCAGCUCGAGAUGAAUUUUAGCAAAGCCAAAACCAGAAGCAACCAGCUGAAGGAUGAGAUGUCGGAGCUGGAGCAGACAGCCGCACUGCAGAAGACCCGAGUCCGGACGCUGGAGAGCAGCAUUGAUGAGAUCUUGGCGGAUAUUAAGAACCUGGAGGAUAUCCAGAAGAAUCUUCCUCCAGGCUGCUACAACACAAAAGCCAUUGAAUUGCCAUGA
Molecule: messenger RNA, 1192 nt
Organism: Fulmarus glacialis (Northern fulmar)
Lineage: Eukaryota; Metazoa; Chordata; Aves; Procellariiformes; Procellariidae
Product: laminin subunit gamma-2-like
Exons: 8
Source: RefSeq, a predicted model, not a curated record